AUGGAAAUUUUAAAGACAUAUUAUUGCAUCAAUGAUGAUUCAAAUUUGGAACGAAUUAUUCAUCAAGGUUGGGCCAAAUGGUCUGAAUGGGGUCCGUGCUCUAAUUUGUGCGGUGAUGGUAUAUCAAUUCAAUUAAGGCGUUGUUUAGACGUGCGAUGUGUAGGACCAAAUCGUCGUGAACGUGUUUGUAAUGUUCAACAAUGUAACAAUAUUUCAAUUCAUACAAAAGAAACGCACUGCUCAAAAUUGAAUAGUUUGCCAUAUGAUAAUAAUAAUAAUAAUAAUAAUAAUAAUAGUGGUUCUAAAUUGCUGCCAGAAAAAUGGAUUCCUUUAGAAAGCACUCAUCAGUGUAUUGUGGUAUGCCGUUCCUUAAAAACCGGUAAAGAGCAGGAAUUAGAAAAGAUGGCUGAUGGUACAGAAUGUUUUAUUGAAGGAUAUAAUAAAUCUGUCUGUGUGAAUGGCAUUUGUCAGUACGUUGGUUGUGAUGGUAUUAUACAAUCAAAUGCUCGUUAUGAUCCAUGUGGAAUAUGCGGUGGUACAGGUGAAAGUUGUAAGCAUACAAUAUUUCAAUGGAAGGAUACCAAACAAUUUUCACCUUGCGAUAUGAGUUGUGGACCAAACG
Messenger RNA from Acanthocheilonema viteae, 622 nucleotides. NCBI's taxonomy places the organism in Eukaryota, Metazoa, Nematoda, Chromadorea, Rhabditida, Onchocercidae. The record is from the annotation of a GenBank genome assembly.